CUGAUAUUUGGAAUAGCAGCGUUCUAUAGCUGCUAUUGGACUGAAGCGUGUAAGUUAGAAGUGAUACAGGAGCUGGAAGAAAUAAACAGAACUCUUUUUUCUCAGUAAAAUGACCGAAGCCGAAAACGAAAAUGGUGAUAUUGAAAAUGCAGCAAAGAUAAAGAAAAACGAAUAUCAAAAUGAAGUCAAGAAAUCUAAGCGAAAGUAUCCUGGCUUUCGGAAAAAUCUCCUAGAUUAUUUUCAAGAAUUCACUGGUAACACAGGCGUCCAUGGUUUUAAAUAUAUGGGAGAACAGGAUAGGACGUUAUGUGAAAAAUUUUGGUGGGUUAUCCUCUUCUGCAUAUCACUAUACGUUUGUAUAGAUCUCAUUAUCAAAACCUGGACGAAAUGGGACCAAUCACCUGUAUUGGUGAGUUUUGCAAAAAGUCCCACACCUGUCUGGCAGGUCCCCUUCCCAGCCGUUACAAUUUGUUCAGAAACUAAAACAAGGCAGACGGUUUACAACUUUACAAACGCUUUUGAUCAAUUCAUCCAUGGAGAAAAUAUGACAGUUGAAGAAAUGAAACGUUUUUCUGACAGCAGUUUAAUAUGUGAUAAUCACUUAUAUAAUGAAGGAGAAAAAUUUACCAAAGUGGAUACAAUUGAUUAUCUUAUGAGUGUUGCACCACAGUUUAAUGACGUAUUUUUUUCAUGUAAAUGGACACUUCUAAAUGAAAGUUGUGAGAAUUUAUUUACUCCAAUAUUAACCGAAGAAGGGUUGUGCUUUACGUUUAAUAUGUUAGAUAGAACUGAACUCUUAAGAAACAAAGUGCACAUACAAGGCGACUAUAUGUCACAUGGUUCUCACUCUGAAGGCUGGACAUUAGGGGAGGGAUACCCGAAACAUUCCAAAAAAGAUACUUUCCCUCGAAGGGCAAUGUCCGCUGGUUAUUCGGCUGGUCUAUUUUUAGUUUUAAAGGCUAGUACACCAGAUUUGGAUUAUAUUUGCAAAGGCCCUGUUCAAGGAUUUAAGAUUCUUCUUCACCAUCCAGCCGAAGUGCCCCGAGUAUCCAGGCAGUUCUUCAGAGCUCCUUUGGACCAAGAAGUCGUAGUUUCAGUUCGACCUGAUAUGAUGACGACAUCAGAAGGUUUACUUAGUUAUAAUCCUCAAAGGCGACAGUGCUACUUUCCGUCAGAGCGAUACUUGUCGUUCUACCAGAGUUAUACGCAACAAAACUGUCAAAUAGAAUGUUUAACUAAUUUUACUCUAGCUAAGUGUGGCUGUGUUGCUUAUCAUAUGCCUCGUGAAAAGCACACUAAAAUAUGUGGUUCAGGCAGCCAGGUGUGCAUGUUUCAAGCUCAAACUAAAUUGUUAGAACUUGAAGUGGAUUCAGGUUUGAAAAACAUGUAUUAUGCCCUUAACCAAUCUAUAUCAACUUGUGAUUGUCUUCCGGCAUGUACUUCUCUAACUUAUAACGCCGAAUUUUCUCAAGCCAAAUUCGAAUGGAAAAAAUUGUUUCAAGCCUACAGAGUUAACAUCAGCGGUGAAUUUCCAGGAAUACAAAUGACUAGAUUAACGUUCUUUUUUAAAGAACAGCAGUUCAUAACAUCAGAAAGAAACGAAUUGUAUGGACAAACAGACUUUCUCGCCAAUUGUGGUGGUAUUUUAGGACUUUUCACUGGAUUUUCGUUUUUGUCAAUAGUAGAAAUUUUAUAUUUUCUAACAUUAAGAUUGAUGUGUAAUGUUAAACAUUAUGGAAGACAUUAUUGGUCGGGAUCCCCCAGAUUAGUUGAAGAUGAGGACUAUGUACAUCCGAAGAGGCGCCAGUAGUUUUUUUGCACCAACUUAAGUGUAUAAAACUGGAAAUAAAUUCCAAUAGGUAAUCGGACAUGUGGUGGUCGAAAUAAAGCAGAGAGUGACUUAAGGAUUAGAGCAUUACCGUAUUGGCCAAAAAUGGCUCGCAUUACAUUGCCCCUUUCUUAGUAGAUAGUACCUACUGGAUAUCUUACGAAAG
Messenger RNA from Psylliodes chrysocephalus, 1994 nucleotides. The record is from the annotation of a GenBank genome assembly. NCBI's taxonomy places the organism in Eukaryota, Metazoa, Arthropoda, Insecta, Coleoptera, Chrysomelidae.